AGUCAAUUCAUCUCGUCCACACGACUCCGUCUUUCUCCGUCACUUCCAAGUCUCGUGCACCCACCUGACUGUCUGGCUUCUAUGCUCCUUGCCCCAAGACUUUUAUCGUUCACUAGGCAUGGAGAUGAUCAUUACCCGCUGAAUAUUUUUUCCUUCGAAAGGCUCUGCUGCUUCGACUCCGAUAGGAGCGUUGACUCGAUCUUGCAGACCCCGCCCGCCGCCUGUACCCCGACAGGGUAACCUCGCAACAUAUAGCCAUCGCUGAUCAACCUCGGCUCACAACAGUAGUAAGCAUCGACAUUUUUACCAGAUUGAAUCGACUUUCUUGUUGCCCGUGCUCCGAACAACUCCGCUCUUCCGCAUUCCAUCACGAUUUGACAAAGAAUCAUACUGGGUUCCGGAGCGAGCACCGAUAUGCUCGGAUCCGGGAACCCUCGGUGACAUAUAAACGAAACAAAAGCUCGUUGCGCGCCGGCUGCAAAGAUGUAUUCCGAAGGGCAUAGCUCUUCCGACGCAGCCAGCGGCUCCGAGGAGCAGCAGAGUUCUUCAUCGCCGUCCACGCCUCCUAUACCGCCCGCCAUGGCAACGAACCCGAGCUUUCUUGAUCGCCUCGAGAUGAUCUCGACGCACAUACCCGAUGUUUGGAUCACACCAUUUUGCGGAGCUAGUGCCGGUGUAGCAUCUGGGAUUGUGACCUGUCCUCUUGAUGUGAUCAAGACAAAGUUGCAGGCUCAAGGUGGAUUUGCACGACGCCGCGGGAAGGCUGUUGAAACAAGGACGUUGUACCGGGGAAUGAUUGGUACAGGGAGAGUGAUCUGGCGGGAAGAUGGAAUCCGAGGACUAUAUCAAGGACUGGGUCCAAUGCUAUUGGGAUACCUUCCGACGUGGGCUGUCUAUUUGGCUGUAUAUGAUCGGUCCAGGGAAUAUUUUUAUGAAACAACAGAUAGCUGGUGGCUUUCAAGAGGCUACGCCUCAAUAACAGCAGGCGCCUGCUCCACACUUGCGACGAACCCGAUAUGGGUCAUUAAGACGCGGCUUAUGUCCCAAAGCCUUAAGUCUAAUAGCGAAGGGUUUCGGGCUCCGUGGCAGUACAACAGCACUUGGGAUGCCGCCCGCAAGAUGUACAGGAGUGAAGGGAUUCGCUCGUUUUAUUCGGGACUUACGCCAGCGUUACUAGGCUUGACGCAUGUUGCCAUUCAGUUUCCACUCUACGAAUAUUUAAAGAUGGCUUUCACUGGCUACGGUAUUGGGGAGCAUCCCGACAACGGCAGCUCUCACUGGGUUGGGAUUACUGCAGCCACUUUUCUCAGCAAGGUCUGCGCCAGCACCGUGACCUAUCCGCACGAAGUGCUUCGGACAAGACUCCAGACUCAGCAGCGGACGUCUCCAGCGUCAUCGCCAGAGGAGAUCUCGUUUCGAGGUGGACUUGAUCAUCCACAAGACCGCGGCCGUCCUCCAGGUGCGGCUUCAUCGGAUGGAAUGCCCAACCGGCCGCGAUACACAGGGAUCAUUCGCACGUGUCAGACAAUCCUCAGAGAAGAGGGCUGGCGUGCAUUCUAUUCUGGGAUUGGCACAAAUCUUUUCCGCGCUGUCCCGGCAGCGAUGACAACUAUGCUUACCUAUGAAUACCUCCGGAAGGCCAUUUCACAUAUACAACAUGAAGGAAAGUUGAAGCUGGAAGUUCAGGAGGGCAAAGUCGGCGACUCUUCCGAUGCAUUAUAAACCAUUAGAUAUCUGAUUUAUUGUUACGAGCAGAAUCAGUGGCAGGAUAAUUGUGCUUAUUGCUUGCCGCUUGUCAACUCAUUGAUGGUGCUAGAGACCCAGGUCUCUCAUGUUAGCUUGCGUACAUUGUACCUCUUAUUCUGUGGACGGCAAUCAUAAAUCAGUGAUGGUGCCGGGGUAGAACAAAGGGGGACUGACAUGGGAAGCCUCGAAUUCUUCCUUAUCUUGUGGUUUAUUCUUCUGUGGUUUUGAGCGUCUUUUCUUUCAUGAACAGAUAGGUCAUUGAUGCAAUUGUAUAUAGUCUAUCAUCUCUCUUUUCCCUGCCUUCUCUCGCGCAUUCGUCACUGUCUUCUUACCAUCUUGUACCCGUCCGUAUCCUUUUUCUAUACCAAGGACCAACGAGGG
Molecule: messenger RNA, 2127 nt
Organism: Aspergillus saccharolyticus JOP 1030-1
Lineage: Eukaryota; Fungi; Ascomycota; Eurotiomycetes; Eurotiales; Aspergillaceae
Product: putative mitochondrial carrier protein
Exons: 2
Coding region: 484-1722 (412 amino acids)
Biological process (GO): pyrimidine nucleotide import into mitochondrion
Cellular component (GO): mitochondrion
Molecular function (GO): pyrimidine nucleotide transmembrane transporter activity
Source: RefSeq, a predicted model, not a curated record